AUGAAUCGCGCGUUCACACCGCUGAAACCGUUGCAGAGAAAUGGAGUUUUAGCGAAUAGCAUGCCAGAUGUCCAAACAAAGAAGGCUACUUUCCAGGCAAUGUGGCGGAAAAAGUCUGGCAAAAAGAACAAAACCUGGGAGGGCGAUGCAAUUGCUACAUUGAGCGGGGGAAACCUGGUUGUAAAGUCCGGAAAUAAACAACUUUUGCGUGUCAGCUGUGCAAAUGCCUCCGAGGGAGAUUUAUUUGCCGGCGGAGUGUAUGAAUGCGAGCUUGGAUCUAUGCUUGAUGUGGAAAUCAAAUCGUCUCCAGUGGUGGAGGAACCGCUGAUUCCUCGGAAAAAGAUUGCCCUGACCCGUCAAAAGAGCGUGUCCUUGAAUGAUCUGCUUUCGGCUCCACUGCCAAAGGUUGGAUCAGCUGCUCCCGCCGUUCCCAAAAACCCGGUUUCGAAGCCGUCAACAAACGUUGCAGCUCGACCUGUGGUAAAAAAACCUGUUGCUAUGACGAAUAUUUCAUCUGGUGAACUUGAAAUUGAUACUGAGCUUCUAGAGCAUCUUCGACCCCAUCAGGUUGAGGCCGUCCAGUUUCUGUACAAGUGUGUCAUUGGCAAAGCUCAUAGUUAUGGAAAUGGAGCAUUGCUGGCAGAUGAAAUGGGGCUUGGUAAAACACUUACGUCUAUUGCUCUGAUAUUCAGUUUACUCAAAAGUGGCCUGAUCAAGAACUGUCUUGUCGUAUGCCCUGUUACACUGCUACGGAACUGGAAAGCUGAAUUCAAAAAGUGGCUCGGGGAAACAAGAAUUGGUGUUUUUGUUGCCUCGCCCGAGGCUGAUGUCUCCAACUUUUUCAAAACUCAUUUCAAAACUUACCAGGUGUUGAUCGCCGGGUACGAGCGAAUGAUUAAAAUUGCAGACGAGCUAGCUGGAGGAAUGCAAUUGUUCGAUUUAGUGAUCUGCGAUGAAGGUCAUCGUUUAAAGGGUCUCAAAACUAAAGCUGCUCAGUCUAUUACAAGUGUGUCGGGAGAUAAGCGCGUGAUUUUAACUGGAACCCCUGUACAAAACAAUCUUUCCGAGUUUUAUGCUUUGGCAGAUUAUUUGAAUCCGGGUAUUUUUGGCUCCAUGGCCAAAUUUGUGAAAAAGUUCAGUGAUCCCAUUGCUCUGUCGCGAAGUCCCGAGGCGUCUGAAAGCAGUGUUCAAAAUGGUCAAGAGGCUACCGAGGAGCUGAUCGAAAUUGUGAGUAGCUUUGUGCUUCGACGUGAUUUCAGGAUCCUGGAAAAAUAUAUUCAAGUUCCAAAGACCGAGCUGGUGGUUUUUUGCAAGCCGGUUCCGAACCAAAUUCACUCCUACAAAAAUAUCAUCGCAUCCAACGUGAUCUCAAACUGCUUGGACACAAGCAAUCAAGGAGAGCUUCUAAAAGCUAUUUCGCUUUUGCGCAAGGCGGCAACUUCGACAUUUCUUGUGCCCGAGGAAUGGCGACUUGGCCGUACUUUAACGACCAGCGAAAGCGGAGGCAAGCUCCAAGUUUUGGCUAGCCUCAUGAAAGAACUGUCGUCAAAAACUGACGAAAAAAUAGUGAUUGUGUCGGGCUUUACAUCAACUCUUGACCUCGUGCAAACAAUGUGUGCGAACUUGGAGCUACAGUGGCUACGGUUAGAUGGCUCGACCCCUCAGGACCAGCGACAAAACCUAGUCGAUUUGUUCAAUAAGACAAACCACAAGCGUUCGUUUGCAUUCAUGCUCUCGGCACGCAGUGGUGGAGCUGGCCUCAACCUUAUUGGUGCUUCUCGCCUGGUCCUUUUGGAUUCGGACUGGAAUCCAGCAAUUGAUUUGCAAGCCAUGGCUAGAAUAUUCAGAGACGGCCAAACCCGCCAUGUUCAUAUAUACCGAUUCUUGACCACAGGCACAAUAGAUGAGAAAAUCUUCCAGAGACAGCUCACCAAACAGGGCCUUUCCGAUACGGUCUUAGAUUUGGAGCCGACCCCAGACAAGUUUUCCAAGGACCAACUUCGUGAUCUUUUCAGUUUAAGAACCCCUCAACUCUGCUGUACCGUGGAGGAAGGGCCCCAUGAGCAUUUGGAGGUAGUGCAAGCCACUGACGGAGGUUUGCUAGAAAGCGCUGCCGCCAACAUUUCCUGUGUAUUAAAAGUCAAGCAGUAG
This is a messenger RNA of Wickerhamiella sorbophila, 2151 nucleotides long. RefSeq names its product DNA repair and recombination protein RDH54. Lineage: Eukaryota; Fungi; Ascomycota; Dipodascomycetes; Dipodascales; Trichomonascaceae. The transcript has a single exon. Bases 1 to 2151 code for a protein of 716 amino acids. Gene Ontology annotation, molecular function: ATP binding; DNA translocase activity; ATP-dependent chromatin remodeler activity. Gene Ontology annotation, biological process: reciprocal meiotic recombination; double-strand break repair via homologous recombination. Gene Ontology annotation, cellular component: nucleus. The record is from RefSeq and is a predicted model, not a curated record.